Tigriopus californicus is the source of this 3113-nucleotide messenger RNA. RefSeq lists its product as uncharacterized. Gene Ontology annotation, cellular component: synapse; neuron projection; membrane. Lineage: Eukaryota; Metazoa; Arthropoda; Copepoda; Harpacticoida; Harpacticidae. The record is from RefSeq and is a predicted model, not a curated record. Gene Ontology annotation, biological process: nervous system process; monoatomic ion transmembrane transport; signal transduction. The transcript has 10 exons. The coding region runs from base 133 to 2940 and encodes 935 amino acids. Gene Ontology annotation, molecular function: protein binding; extracellular ligand-gated monoatomic ion channel activity; neurotransmitter receptor activity.
UAUAUCUGGGCCUGAUGGUGUUUUGUUGUAUAAAUUGCUAGCCAGUCCAGAUAUGAUCUCAUUCGACAUACCAAUGCAGGAUUGAACAGGCUUCAAAGUCCGGAUAUUGCUUGCCAGUUCAUCCUUUGUGAAAUGAAAUAUUUCCUCAACAUGAACGAAUGGAGAAUUAUCAUUGGUCAUUGCUUGAUCUUGUUAAGCCACUUUAGUCCAAUAAGAACCGAAGACUUGAGUGUGAUAUCGUUCCAAAAGGAUGGAAUAUUUUCAGCCAGCACUGUCAUGAUCUAUAAGGAGGAUCUCUCAGAAGAUCUGUUUGACUUGAGCGUUUGUCUCCGUGUUCUGUUUUAUCGCCUAAGGGGAAGCACCAACACUUUGGUUUCCUAUGCCACAGAAGCUAAUAACAAUGAGCUCACUUUGUUGUUGGUCGAGAUCAACGGGGAAUUCAAUUUGGAGUUUUGUCGAGGCAAAUAUAAUACCAAUGAGUGCAUCAGAUCCAAGAUGGACCUUUUCGAGUUCCAUCGUUGGUUCCAUAUCUGUGUGACUAUUGUCUCUCGUCCUCAAGGUGAUGAUACCAUGUCCUCCAUCAUGAUACUUUACGUGGAAGGAGCAUGGGUGAAUUCAGCCGAAAAGCAGAUCGCUUUGAGUCGAUUUGUUCCCUUGAGAAAAGGGGGAACCAUCGCCUUGGGACAGGAUCAGGAUUGGCCUGGAGAUGGCUUUGAUGAGAAACAAUCCUUUUCUGGAUCCUUGACAGAGUUCAACUUGUGGAAUUAUGCAUUAAGUCCAAUUAACAUAAGUACCAUGGCUUCUUGCAACAGCCCUGAGCAAGGUAAUGUGGUCCAAUGGUUCUCUCUGCCCCAAUGGAACCUAUCGAAUGUGGAUCUUACCCUCCAAGACUCAACAAAAUUGUGCGCUAUGAAUCCACUACAAAAUAUGUUUGUGAUUGAGGACAAGGUAUCCAAUAUCGAGCUAAAACGCAGUUGUGACGUGUUGAAUGGAAAAAUCGACGUUCCUAUGACCCAAAACGAUCUUGAAACGUCAUUGGUGUUCCAAUCCAAUCUCCUCGAGGCUCUCAGAGCUGAAAUGGGUGGCAAACGUUCGAAUUGUAUCAUUAAGAACACCCUCAACUUGUUCCAUUUGGGACAGACAAUGAACUCAAAGCGCGAAUGGAUCAAUCCUUACACUCAAGAACUGGUUUUGAACCAAAGCUUCCUAAAGAAUUAUGAGCCUUUGGAUGACAGAUCAAUGUGCAUCUAUAGCCGAGGAACCUAUUUGGAAACAACCUUAUGUUCUAAUCGAGCUGCUUGUGGAUAUUGCAAACUUCAAACCAAUACCAUCCUCAGACUGAAGGGUCUCUGUUUUACGGCCAUUUUUCGCGAGGAUGAUUUUGAUACCAGAUUUUUUGUCUAUGGGUCUAAAAACGGCAAGCCUUAUUUCGUAGGUUUUAUGAGUAGCAUCAUUUUCUUUGACGAUGGUUACAAAAUGUGGCGAUUGCAGUCACUUCGAGAUGUGGGGCGGUAUCUUCUACUGAAAUCUACAAAUCCGGCUUUACUUCCAUUUGGACGCCACCUAUGGGUUCCUAAUGGAAACAGCACCAUUUGCAACCUUGAACCCAAUGAAACUCUGUUUUUAACAUUAUCCGUUUGCUCUCCCGAUGAAUUCACUUGCAAUUCCGGAGCUUGCAUUCCGUUGAGGGAGCGUUGCGACACUGACAUUGAUUGUGAGGACAAAUCUGAUGAAUAUGGAUGCUCUUAUUUGAAACUUGGAGACGACUACUCUCAAACUUCGACCCCAAGGCCAAUCGAUGGAGGGCCUUUGCCCAUUUUCAUCAAUGUAUCUGUGCUGGCUUUCCCCGCUAUCGAUACCGUGAACUUGAAAUUUACAUCGGAUUUCAUUCUAAAUCUUCGGUGGAAGGACAGUAGGAUUACGUUUCAAGAUCUGAACGCAGCCAGUCUAUUGAACUUACUGGGCAAAGACGAUAUUUUACGAGUAUGGACUCCGCAAUUGGUCUUUUCAAACGCUCUGGGCCCCUACACAACCAUCGUAGACACCAAAACCUCAAUGCUCAUAGUCAUGGAGGACGAGCCUCUCUUGGAGGAUAUGACGCAAGCAGUGGAAUCCAUGCUUUUUUCUGGUGGAACCAACUCCAUCUAUAUGACGAGAGAAUAUUACGAAGAUUAUGCUUGUCAAUUUGACUUGCAGUAUUACCCUUUUGAUACGCAGGUCUGCAAUUUGGAAUUUGUUAUUCAAGGAUUACCAGAACAAUAUGUGAAGUUAGAAUUGGAUCAUAAAGGAGUGGAAUUUGUGGGAACCCGAAGCCUCGUCGAAUACGACAUUCAAAUGGAAGAUAUCGAAUUGAAAACGAUAGAAAAUAAAAGCGCAGUGGCGGUCAGAGUUAUAUUUCGACGAAGAAUGGAGUUUCACGUGACAAACACGUUUCUCCAGACCUUCAUCUUGAUUGGAAUCGGGUACAUGUCACUUCAUUUUGAUGUGGACAAUUUCUCGGACAGAAUAAUGGUCACCUUAACAACCAUGCUCGUUAUAGCCACAAUCACUGCAUCAAUUCAGGAGAGCCUCCCAAAGACAUCUUAUUACAAGUUGAUUGAUUGGUGGUUGCUGUUCUCAAUGAAUGCAUUGGUUUUUACCAUGGCUUUUCACACUGGCAUUGCUCAUCUAUGCUAUUUGGCUAAACAAGAAGCGUCUCCGGAAUUGAUCCAAAGUGGUUAUCGCACAAAAUCGGCCUUUCCACUCCCGACAAAGACAAACGCCAAGGUCAACCCUUUCUUCAAGAAUGGAAACUUUCGACAUAGCCUCUAUUACAAACGGGCUUUGAAAGUGAAUCUGUGGGGGAAAAUUGGCUUCGUUUUACUGGUGUUAAUUUUCAAUACCAGUUUUUGGAUUGCUGCUCUUCAAGAAUACGGUCGCGCACCCGCCGAUUAUUUGUAAAUGUAAAGGAUUCGUUGAUCACUUUUUGAUUUGCGAAAAAUUAGCACAACCAAUUACCAACGAAUAUAGAAUUAGAAAAAAUCACGCCAACACCGGGUGAAUAUUUAGCGCACGUUCUUGCCGUGGUGGAUUGAUUAAUUUACUGUGAUUUUAACACCGUUAUAGCUCUAAAA